AUGGGAGGAGCAGACUACGACAGAGAUCUUUGCCUGCUGGCGCCGGCAAAUGCAGACAUCCCCAAACAGACUACCUUGACCAAGGGGAGAUGCUGGUGUUGCCAUGGAGACUGGGGUGGAAGAGUACUUGUCCAGUGUUACUGUAUUUUGUUUGAUUCCUGGAGGUACCCAAAAGAGCGUGGGAUUGUCACGUCCUGGGGAGAUAGGGAGGCUGUGUGGAAGAAUGUCUAUGACAAUGACCUGAAGAUGGAAAGUAGCGAGCAGACAGUGAUUCUUACUGAGGCACUGCUUAAUCCACUGGCUAACCAAGAAAAAAUGGUAGAGCUCUUCCCUGAGCACGCUGCUGUACCAGCCUAUGUGUCUAUCCAGGCUGUGCUCACACCCUGUGCUUCAGGUCUCAGCACAGGCUGUGUGAUGGACUCCCGUUACAGUGUCACCCACAGUGUACCAACCUUUGAAGGCUCCUGCUUGCCCCGUGGUAUUCUCCAGCUUGACCUGGACAGCUGUGAUCUUACAGAGCACCUAACAUGGAUUCUGAAAGAAAGUGGCGCUUCACAAGUCACCACAGCUGAGGAGCUGCCUGUACAAGGCGUAAAAGAAAAAUUCUGUUAUGUGUGCCUGACCCUCGAGCAAGAGAUGACUCAGAAUCCUAGUGAGGUAGAAAAAACUCACCAUCUUCCUGGUGGCCAUGAAAUUAUGGUUCAGAAUCAAAGGUUUCAUUGUCCUGAAACCCUCUUUCACUUUCCUAAUGCUGGCAUAGAGUCACCAGGGAUUGACAAGCUCUGCUCCAGUUCUAUCAUGAAUGAAUCAUCAUCAUGAUGUUGGCAUAAGGACUUACUUCCGCUCCAGUCCUUUCUGGUGGUUUCAGCCUCUUACCUGGAAUUAAGUGGAAUGCUUAAACAAGGAGGUAGUCUGCAUGGUCCCAGGUGGAGUUAAGGUGAAAGUCAGUGAUCCUCCUAAUAGGAAGUUUUCAGUUUGGACAGAAGGCUCCUCGCUUCCCUGAGUGCCUUCCAGCUGAUGCAGAGUACCGUGACAGUACAGGGGGGCUGAGCCUGACAUGGUGCACAGAAAAUGUUUCUAAAGUACAUGUGAUUUUAUAACAGAUUUUACUUAACACUUCAUGGAAAAGA
This is a messenger RNA of Aptenodytes forsteri (emperor penguin), 1130 nucleotides long. RefSeq names its product actin related protein T3 (gene ACTRT3). NCBI's taxonomy places the organism in Eukaryota, Metazoa, Chordata, Aves, Sphenisciformes, Spheniscidae. The record is from RefSeq and is a predicted model, not a curated record.